Trichomonas vaginalis G3 is the source of this 291-nucleotide messenger RNA. RefSeq names its product protein of unknown function, DUF4106 family. The record is from RefSeq and is a predicted model, not a curated record. The transcript has a single exon. The annotation marks the transcript as partial. Lineage: Eukaryota; Parabasalia; Trichomonadida; Trichomonadidae.
AUGGCGGUGGCAGAUGUGAAGUUAAAUUCACCAACUCAAACAAACAGUCAAAGUGUUGUUGUCAAUGUCAAAGACAGAGAUGUUGAAGUGGGGAAACCAUACGAAGACGAAGAUGGUAUAACAAUUGUUCCUGUAAAAGAACCAACAUAUCCUGAAGUUAACAGAGACUUAAGUUCUGUUGCAGAUAUUCGAAACGACUACCAACAACUGAAAGACAAACUUCAAACUCAGGAGAAGAUUUGUCAAGCUUUAAGUAUAAUGUUAAACUUGGUCGAACACAACCCUGUAAAA